CUUAUCGAGCCAAAAUGAUGAUGAACGCAUUCAUUGAGCCCGCUCAGCAUCAUUUGGCCAGCUAUGGGCUGCGCAUGUCGCCCAAUACCACAACCAACAACAGCAACAACAAUCAGCAACAUGAUAUGCAGCAGCAGCAACAACAACAGCAGCAGCAACAACAGCAACAACAACAGCAGCAGCAACAACAGCAGCAGCAACAGCAACAACAACAACAACUGGAGGGCAGCGCGGACUCCACAUCAAUUGCAGCGGCGGCGGCAUAUCAAAAUUCCGGUUACGGCCAUUUCAACAGUUACGCCUCACGUGACUUUCUGCUAGGUCGACGCGGCGAUGCCACGGACUACGCCGGAGCAGCUGCAGCGGCGGCGGCAACGGCAGCAACGGUGGCAACGGGAUCAACGGCUGCCAGCGCGGAUUCGAUGCUGUUCUCUAGUUUUCCGGCGCAGGCGGCGGCCGCGGAGCUGACUGGCAGCUUUGGCCAGCAUCCGUUUCACAGUCAUCAUCAUCAUCAGCAUCAGAUGCGGAUGGCGGACUAUGCAACGCAUCCGUAUGCCCAGCAUCAGCUUUCGCAUCACAGCAACUUUCCGUCGGCGGUGCAUGCGGCACAUCAUCAUGCCGCUGCCGCCCAUGCUCAUGCCCACUCCCAUCCCCAUCCCCAUGCCCAUGCCCACCAUCCGCAUCAUGCCAUGUCCGCCAUGCAUCCGGCCGGAGCUGGCGCCUUUCUGCGCUAUAUGCGACACCAGCCGACAUCGGCGACGUCCAGCGUUAAGCAGGAGAUGCAGUGCCUCUGGAUAGAUCCCGAUCAGCCGGGAAUGCUGCAGCAGCAGCAAUCGCAGUCGGCGAACAGUCGCAAGACAUGCAACAAGAUCUUUCACUCCAUGCACGAGAUUGUCACGCAUCUGACCGUGGAGCAUGUGGGGGGACCGGAGUGUACCACCCAUGCCUGCUUCUGGGUCGGCUGCUCGCGCAACGGACGACCCUUCAAGGCCAAGUACAAGCUGGUCAACCACAUACGCGUGCACACCGGCGAGAAGCCCUUUGCCUGCCCCCAUCCCGGCUGUGGCAAGGUGUUUGCCCGCAGCGAGAACCUCAAGAUACACAAGCGCACACACACGGGCGAGAAACCGUUCAAGUGCGAGCACGAAGGCUGCGAUCGACGCUUCGCCAAUUCUUCGGACCGAAAAAAGCACUCGCAUGUGCACACCUCGGACAAGCCCUACAACUGUCGCAUCAAUGGCUGUGAUAAAUCCUACACGCAUCCCUCCUCGCUGCGCAAGCACAUGAAGGUGCAUGGCAACAUUGACGAGAAGUCACCGUCGCAUGGCUAUGACAGCGAGGGCGAGGAGAGUUCCAGCUCGAGCAUUGUCACCGGCGGAGCACAGACGCCGCCAUCGACCCGCUUGGAUGGCAGCGCCGGCAGCAGCAGCGGCGUCAGCAGCUUAAGCGGCGGCAGCGGCAUUAAAUCCUCCCCACAUUCUAUCAAAUCGGAGCCAAAUCCAUUGCACAGUGUGCAUCUGGGCGCCUCCAGCAGUGGCAGCAGCAGCACAGUCAGCAGCAGUGCCUCCCAUCUGUUGCAGCAACAGCAGCAGCAACAACAGCAGCAACAGCAGCAACAACAGCAGCAGCAACAGCAACAGCAGCAACAUCAACUUGCCGCACAUCAGUCCUUGCAUGCGGAUUCGAAAUCAUCGCCCGCGUUGCAGCUGAUGGCAUCAUCCGCGUAUCUGCCACCACCGUUGGGUCCACCGCCAUCGCAUCAUCAUCAUCACCAUCAUCAUCCGCAGGUGGCAGGCAGCUCGGCGGUAGCUGCAGUUGCUUCUGCCUCGGCAGUGUCGCCGGGCGCGGCUGCUGCCUCGGCAUCGAUGCUGGCGGUAACCGGACAUCAUAAUCAUCAUUUGCUUUACCAUCCGGCGGCGCAGCAUCAUCCGCCCAGCGAUUGGUAUCAUACGGCAGCGCCGGCUGGCAGUGCGGAGGCAAUGAAUCCAUUGAAUCACUUUGGCCACCAUCAUCAUCAUCACCAUCUGAUGCAUCCGGGAGCAGCGACAGCGUAUUGAGAUUGGGAGAACUGGUGGCCCGAGGAGCCGCCGCUGCCCCCAACACCAGCGGCGACCGCUGUGCCGCCAGAUGAGCCAACGGCAUCUCUGGACUGGAUCUGCUGUCAGCGUCUGCAGAAUUUGGCGCUUGUCGCCCAAUGUGAAAACCAAAUAUUUCUGAAAGUUGAAGAAAGCACUUUAAACUUUAUACCUGAUAAUUGAAAAAUUGCUGUUAAAUGUAAACAAAAAAAAAAAACAAACAAAAUCAAGUUAAAAUUAAAAAAAAAAAAAAAAAGAAAUUUCAUCUUUGAGUUGAGAGUACUUUAA
Drosophila innubila is the source of this 2363-nucleotide messenger RNA. It is a transcript of the gene opa, whose product is annotated as pair-rule protein odd-paired. Gene Ontology annotation, cellular component: nucleus. The transcript is spliced from 3 exons. Bases 15 to 2057 code for a protein of 680 amino acids. The record is from RefSeq and is a predicted model, not a curated record. Gene Ontology annotation, molecular function: DNA-binding transcription factor activity, RNA polymerase II-specific; RNA polymerase II cis-regulatory region sequence-specific DNA binding. Lineage: Eukaryota; Metazoa; Arthropoda; Insecta; Diptera; Drosophilidae. Gene Ontology annotation, biological process: central nervous system development; regulation of transcription by RNA polymerase II.